GGAGUGAUAUAAAAGCGGCGCAGGUGUUGACGGUGUAUCAGUCUGCAGCCGAAUAACGUAAGUUCUGUACACGAGAAUUAGCACAGAAAGAAUCUUCACAUACAGGAUGAAUCACGUCAUGCUGCUGCUGCUGGUGGUAGCGUUGUCCUCGCUGGUCCACUCGGCUGUUCUCGUUAACACGUCCCUGCCGAUGGACUGUGAGGAUGUUUACAACCUAAAGAUAAGCUCAGUAAAGAACGCCACUGUUCCCAGUGGAGUGUACACCAUUUACCCAGCAGGUCCUAAUAAAACCGUGAAGGUGUACUGUGACAUGAGCUGCCUGGAAACCGGAGGCCAUGAUGAUGGGAAGUGGACUGUGAUUCAGAGGAGAAUCGACGGCAAUCUGAGUUUCUACCGGCCAUGGGAGCACUACAAGAAUGGAUUUGGUGAUGCCAGUGGUGAAUACUGGCUAGGUCUGGAGAACAUUUUCCUGAUGACCUACAGGGAGAAGUAUCAGCUGAGAGUGGAAAUGGAGGAUUUUGAGAGAGGCAGUGCCUACGCCCAGUACACCCAGUUCUACAUCAACCCAGAGUCCAGGAAUUACAGGCUGAACAUCGGUGAAUACGUCAAUGGAGGAGCAGGUGAUUCUUUAUCCUAUGUGAAUGGGAGGGAUUUUGCAACAUUUGACAAAGACCCUACAGGAAACUGUGCGGAGACUAACAGUGGAGGAUUCUGGUACUAUGGAUACUGGUACUACUAUGCGUGCCACUACGCCAACCCCAACGGCCUGUACAAAUAUGGGAAUGUGGGAACAGCGUACACAGGGAUCAUGUGGCAGUCCUGGAAAGGUUACUACUACUCUCUGAAGACCAUCGUGAUGAAGAUCAAACGGAUGAGUCUGGAAGAUCUUGAAAAUCUUUAGCUUUCCAGACUUCAGAAGAAAUCCAGAAGAGUAGAAUAGAGAGGAAUAAGUAUAAUAUCUCUCACUGCAGUUAGAGACAGACUUUCUGUAAAAUGGUAUGACUAUUUACCAAUUAAUCAUAACCUCUGAUCUUUGGGGUUUUCCUGUGAAAUAUCCUCUCUGAAAUAUCCUCCACUAUAUACUCUAUUAGCUUCAUUUUUAAGGAAAUAUGUAUAAGUAUGUUAUGAAUACAUAUUUUUUACUGGCAUACUUUUUUUCCCCAAAAUAUGUUAAUUAAAUGUUCUUUGUGUUUAUCAAUGUAUAACCUCCUUUGUUCCCCUUAUAAAUUCCUAUAUAUAGAAUGAAAUAAAAGUUCAGCAAAUGAA
Messenger RNA from Ictalurus punctatus (channel catfish), 1266 nucleotides. Its product is annotated as microfibril-associated glycoprotein 4. The record is from RefSeq and is a predicted model, not a curated record. Gene Ontology annotation, biological process: elastic fiber assembly. The coding region runs from base 107 to 901 and encodes 264 amino acids. The transcript is spliced from 6 exons. NCBI's taxonomy places the organism in Eukaryota, Metazoa, Chordata, Actinopteri, Siluriformes, Ictaluridae.